UUCUAGAAGUAGCAGGCAGUUUGGUUGCUAACUGAUCUGAAACUUGUGCUCUGCCUUGGAAAGAUCUGCGGUGGGAAACAUUCACCUUCACGUAUCCCACACUUCUCUACAUCAGCAGAAAGGGACUUCAUGUGCAAGAGUGGUUCGAGAUGAUGGUGUAACGUUGAUAACACUGAAGGUCUCCUGAGAAUAACUGACUUAGUAAGAGGUUUCUACCUCCUCUUCCUUUUUUUUUAAAUAACUUCCUCUCUCGGAAACUACAAGCAAGAUGCCAGCCAAGACACCCAUCUAUUUGAAAGCUGCUAACAAUAAGAAAGGGAAGAAAUUCAAACUAAGAGAUAUCUUAUCUCCUGAUAUGAUCAGUCCGCCACUGGGAGAUUUUCGUCACACCAUACACAUUGGAAAAGAGGGACAACAUGACGUUUUUGGAGACAUCUCGUUUUUGCAGGGCAACUAUGAGCUAUUGCCUGGAAAUGAAGGAGAAACCAGGCUUAGCCAGUCUGGCCACAAUGAGUUCUUACGGGCAAACAGCACUUCUGAAUCCGUGUUUACAGAAACUCCAUCACCAGUGCUCAAAAAUGCUAUUUCCCUUCCUGCCAUUGGGGGUUCUCAAGCCCUUACGUUGCCCUUAUUGUCACCAGUGACAUUUAAUUCAAAGCAAGAUUCCAUGAGGUCAUCCAGAAAUCCUAGGCUUAGCUGUGAGCCAGUAAUAGAAGAAAAAUUACAAGAGAAAAGUAAACAGAUGGAGGAUGGAGAAACAUACAAAGAUGACAUAUGGGAGCAAAAUGGUUCUUCUUCACAUUUUACUAACAGUAGAGACAGUAACUCAUCCAGCUUUUCUGAACGAUGCAGUGAUUGGCAAACAGUUGAUCUAUUUGAUGACAGUCAAUUUUCAUGUGAACUAACCAAGACAAAGACUAAGUCAGAAGAAUCCCUUUCAGAUCUUGCAGGCUCUCUUCUCUCGCUACAACUUGACUUGGGACCUUCACUUUUGGAUGAGGUCCUCAAUGUAAUGGACAAGAACAAAUCUUAGAACUGGUACUCCCUUGCUUCUUUUUUAAGUGAUUCACUUAAAAACAAACAAACAAAAAAUAGUUCAUAAGUAGAGACACUUAAAAAUCAGCUGUAUUUGCAGUUGUUUGACGGGUUUUCUAAAAAUAUUCUUAAAAUACUAUUUUUUUACUUAUCGUUUUCCAUGAUUUUUAUUACACUAAAUUCUCGCAGCAGGAAGGUAAAUUUUAAAUAACAAAUUUCAGCAAAUAUAAAAUGCUUUUCAGUACCAGUAUUAAUGAUCAGAAUCUUAAGAAGCAGUUUAAGGAUGAUACUGAUUGUGCCAUUUGGUUAGUUCACUUCUACGGGCUUCUGAAAAUAUGAAAAUCUCUAAGUGUCAGAAAGGAGACUGAUAUUAAUUAUUCACUUUUAUAAAUUAUUACAACAUCACUUUACAUGUAGGCCUCUUUCUAGAACCUUGUGUUUGAGGGUUUGAUAGUGUUUUUUUCUUCAUUUUUCUAUAGUACCAUUUCUGUUAUACCUUAACUGUAACUACUUUCUUGGUCUUACACUACAGCUCUGUACUCAGAUGUGAACAAUUGGAAGGCUUUUUCAGCUUGAACACCUGGUCCAGAGACUCAGCUGCUUUAAAUGAGUAUGCACAGAUUUACACAAGUUGAGGCUUGGGCCUGACAUUGUAUAUGAAAGGAUAUGUUGUAAACAGGUGACACAUGCAAGAUAUUGUGGUUAAAUUAUUUUAAAAGUUGCAAUAUAUUUUUUGUGUGCAUAUUGGCUUUUUGCUGCAGAGCCUACACAUACAAUAUCUCAUCAAAAUAGCUGCUUAGCAUUAUUGGUGCUCUUCUGAAAAUUGUAUAUUUGUGUGUUUGAAAAGAAAUAUGUAUUGAUACUCUUUUUUUUUUUCUUCAUUUAUUGCCACACAUGCUUAAACUUGCAACUGAUUUUAAUUUUUGAAGAAGGCACUGGUUAUUCACAAUGCUUGUGAUGUGUGCUGCAACAGCCAAUGUUUUGGGAAAUGUGGAUCCUUUAAUACAGUACCUACCUAGAUUGCAUAGAUAUCUUGUGCAAUACAAUAAAAAACC
This is a messenger RNA of Apaloderma vittatum (bar-tailed trogon), 2090 nucleotides long. It is a transcript of the gene CDC42EP3, whose product is annotated as CDC42 effector protein (Rho GTPase binding) 3. Bases 269 to 1033 code for a protein of 254 amino acids. The record is from RefSeq and is a predicted model, not a curated record. The transcript has a single exon. Lineage: Eukaryota; Metazoa; Chordata; Aves; Trogoniformes; Trogonidae.